AUGGCUCCAUAUUACGGAGAAGCUCAGGUCCUCUUCCUCGUCUUUGGUCUCAAUUUGCUCUCCAUCUUUUUUAAUGGGUGGAUUUGUGGAAAGAUUUUCUCUUAUUUAUGCAUUAGAGGAUUCUAUCCCCAUAUGACCAUUACUUUGACACUUCUAGUUAUAGCUACGGUUUUUACUCUAAUAGCUGGAAUACUACAAAUCCUCUGCAUGGUGAAACGAACCGAACGAUAUCUCCUGAUUUCAAGAAUUCUAACCAUUUGUGCUGCUAUAUUUGCCAUAGCUAGCAUAUUCUACCUCUAUGAUAAUGUUUUAAAUGGAAUUUGGAGUCAGCGUAUUUCCCUACUCAUAGCCGGUAUGGUACUCGGAAUAUCCAUAUACCAACUGUCUAAUAUUUUCUAUGUAAGACUCGAAAAUCGCAAAACUGCCUAA
Molecule: messenger RNA, 429 nt
Organism: Rodentolepis nana
Lineage: Eukaryota; Metazoa; Platyhelminthes; Cestoda; Cyclophyllidea; Hymenolepididae
Source: the annotation of a GenBank genome assembly